Molecule: messenger RNA, 1519 nt
Organism: Medicago truncatula (barrel medic)
Lineage: Eukaryota; Viridiplantae; Streptophyta; Magnoliopsida; Fabales; Fabaceae
Product: RNA polymerase II subunit 5-mediating protein homolog
Exons: 11
Coding region: 132-1214 (360 amino acids)
Biological process (GO): negative regulation of phosphatase activity; negative regulation of transcription by RNA polymerase II
Molecular function (GO): chromatin binding; phosphatase inhibitor activity; transcription corepressor activity
Source: RefSeq, a predicted model, not a curated record
AGCUUCAAUUUCGAGUUUACAAAAUAACGCACACUAAACCCUCUACUCGUCUUUCUUUGUUCGAAACAGCCACCGUCGAGAGCCACCACGCGAGGCAGAGAAACCGCACAGUAACGGCGGCGUCUAGAAGCAUGGCUGGGCCACGGAGGAAAGGGACAGUGACACCACUCGAAUCACAUUUCUCCCCAGAAGAAGUUCAAAAAGCCACCAAGCACAUUCAAGAUUCUAUCGCCGUUAAGAACAACGAACUCCAUCAACUACGAGCUUUCGUCGAUGACAACAGCAACCUUAUCAGCCUUGUUCAGAAACUUCCUGAACAACUCUCUCACGAUAUCAUGGUUCCGUUUGGGAAAGCAGCGUUUUUUCCUGGCCGUUUGAUUCAUACCAAUGAGUUCAUGGUUCUUUUGGGAGAAGGCUAUUAUGCAGACAGAACUUCCAAACAAACUGUUGAGAUUUUGCAAAGAAGAGGGAAGUCAUUGGAUUCACAAGUUGAUUCUCUUCAGCUAAUGAUCAACAAUCUUAACUCGUUUAUCAAAGUGGCAGAUUCUGAAGUAGAGGAGGGUCUUGUAGAAAUAAGGGAAGAAUAUGUGGAGGACGAGGACAAUGACCACUCUGACGAAGAGGAAUCUGAAUCAGAUUUACCCGUGGAAGAUGCUACUAGUUCUGGGAAAUCAACAGCCAAAGAAAUGGACUAUGCUGCUUUUUUGUCUAUGAUGGAUGAACUUGAGAAAAAAGAAGAGCUUGCUGAAAAAAAUGGUGAUUACAGCGAUGAAGACGAGGAAACUACUGAUGAUUUUAAUGAUAGUCCAUAUCAGAGACCUGUUGUUAACAAUCCCAAAAAUCCAGAGGGUAGUAAUCAAGCCAUACCGCUGAAUCAUCAAGAAAAUAUAGCUGAUCAGUUGAAUUUUGAAAGCCUGGCUGUUCAAUCUCAGGUCAGAGGGAAAAUUGCACAAAAUGUGAAACCCAUUGAUCCUAGUGUAAAGCCUCCCAUACUUCCUAGAGAGAAGACAUCUCAAGCAACUUCUGCGUCGAAAAUUGAGGCUCAACACCAAACUUCACAACCAUCAUUUGAUAGUCGCAAGGCUUUUACAGGCUCCAUCGUAGAGCAUGCUGAGAGUUUACCAAAAACUUCAAGAGAACAAAGUUCAAAUUCACAGGUUUCCAGUUCUCAACCUUCAAAACCAGUCUCCAGAUUCAAAAUGCAGAGAAAGUAGAUACAGGAUUGUGAGAAAGUUGUUUGAAGCUCUUUUUAUUUUUUAUUUUAUUUUUUAUGUAUAGUUGUUUGAAGCUCUAGGAUCUGCUUGUGUUAUUACUAUCAAAAGCAGAAAAAGUGAAAGAUGGGAUAAGCCGUUUUGAAUGAAUAGUUGAAAUUAUUGUGCUCUCCGUAUAGAUUGAAGAAUCCAAAGAAACGAAGGCAUAUUUGUACUACUUUCAAACAAAUAUUACAACUUUUCUGCUUUGCAGUGAAUUGGAAUUGAAAUGAGGUCUUUUUUUAAUGAGAAAUGUUACUUGGACAUGA